This is a messenger RNA of Closterium sp. Yama58-4, 4038 nucleotides long. The record is from the annotation of a GenBank genome assembly. NCBI's taxonomy places the organism in Eukaryota, Viridiplantae, Streptophyta, Zygnematophyceae, Desmidiales, Closteriaceae.
AUGGUGACUGAAGCAGUUGUGAAGGCAGAGGGUGUGACAGAAACGAGUUUGGUGAGCGCGGAUGGAGCUGUAGCAGCUGCUGCGGGAGAGACGGUGGUAGAUGUUGUGAUGGGAGAAGGAACAGGCGCUGCUGAUGCUGCUGCUGCUGCUGCUGCUGCUGAAACCGCAGGAGCAGCAGCAGCAGAAGCGGCUGCAGUGGCAGUGACAGGAGACGAGGGUGGUGUUGCUGCUGCUACUGCAACAGGUACAAAGGAGGGAGAGACGAGAGAGAAGCAAGGAGGAGCAGUGAAGGUGGAAGAAAUGGAGGAGGAUGUGGUAGAGGUGAAGGUUGGAGAGGUGAGGAGAGAAGAGGUAAAGAACGAGGUUGCAGUUGAAGGGGCAGAGCCUGCAGCAAAGGCGGAUUCAGACGUGGUUGAAGUGCCAAGUUCCGCGCCGCUGGCAGAGGCCGCAGAGGGAGAGACAGGAGGUGGUAACGAAGAGGCUAAUAAGGAGGACAAAGGUGGGGUGGGUAGAGGAGUAGUAGCACAGGGAGGAGAGGCAGCAGGGGGGGAUGUGGAGAUGAAAGAUGCAGUGGUGGGUACAGAGGGGGGUGGUGUGGGAGGAGUGAUUGGGGCGCAGGAGAGGGAGAUGGAUGAUGAUGUGGUGGAGGUUGCACCAGGAGGGACGGAGGGAGGGAUGGUGGGAGGGACUGCUGAUGUGCGCGCCCAAGCGGACUCCCUCGCAGCCACAAUCGAAGAAGAGCUAUACCGGCUCUUCCGAGGAGUCACAAAAAAGUACCGCGACAGGGCUCGAUCCCUGCUCUUCAACCUGAAAGACCCGAGCAACCCAGAGCUACGUGCUAGGGUGAUCUCGGGGGACCUCUCCCCUAAAGAGCUCUGCCAGAUGACUGCAGAGCAGCUGGCUUCGAGAGAGCUGUCGCAGUGGCGAGAGGCGAAGUAUCAGGAGCAUGCGGAGCAGACGGUGCUGACAGAAGAGGAUUCUGAUGCGCUGCUGCGUGUGGUGAAGAAGACACAUAAGGGCGAGGUGGAGGUUGAGUUGCCCUCGCUGGCGGAGGAGGUUUCCGCGCCUGUGGUGGCUGAUGUGGGGUUGAAUGCGGGGAAGCGAGGGGGGAAGGGCGAGGAGGAGGGGAGGGGGAGGGGUGGGAGUGGGGACGGGAAAUCGGAGGGGGAUGGAGGCGGGGCGGGUGGUGGAAAGAAGGAGAGAGGGGACGGGGGGGUUGGUGUGAAGAGGGAGAGGGAGGCGGAUGGGGAAGGGAAGGGGAGUGGGGAGAUUUUGAGCUGGGAGAAAUGGAGUGCGAUGAGGGCUGGUGGGGGAGGGGAUGGGGAGGAGGAGGGCGAGAGGGGGGUGGAGGGUGAGGAGGAGGAGCGGGGAGGGGGGAAACGGCAGGCUGUUGAAGGUCUACGGCGCAGGAGUUACAGUGGUGUGGGUGGGGGUUCAGGUGGAUUGGAAGAGGAAGGGAUUGGAGAGUUGAUUGCACGAGUCACAGGCAGAGACAGGUCAGGGUCAGGGGAGGGAAGGGAGGGGCGGGAAGGGAGAGAAGGGACGGAGGGGAGAGAGAGAGGCGGAAAGGCAAGAGUGGGAGCUGAGGGGAGAGGGUCAGGAGGGAGUGGGGGAGGUGGAAGAGUGCUGGGGAAGGCAGGGUCGUUGGGGGGUGACGGGGAGAAAGUGCAUGGCGGGCGGCAUGGGAGGGAUGUGAAAGAGGAGAGCAAGGAGGGGAGAGUGGUUGGUGAGGGGGGCGGGGCUGGGGAUGGAGGACGGAGUAGGGACGGCGGAAAGGGGUUGAAGGAGCAGGGGAGGACAGAAGGGAGGGGGAGGGAAGGAGGAGGGGAGAAGGCUGGCGAACGGGGGCUAGCAGCUAAGGAGAAAGAGCGGGAGCGGGAGGCGGAAGGGGGUGCAGCCGCAGCCGCAGCUGCAGCAGCAGCGUUUUGGGGGGGAGUAACGGAGGGUGCAGUGGAGGAGGUGUGGUCGCAGGCAGAGGAAGAAGCCAAGGCCCUGGCAGUGGGGCAGGACAUAUGGGAGGGCGGGCUGCAAGUCACGUCCUCCCGCAUGUGCCCCAUCCGCGCCUUCCGAGUCAGUGGCGACAGCAGUGUGGACGUGGGGCGCUUUGAGGCGGUGGUGGAGGUGAAGGGGCGGGUCAAGAUGUCAGACUUCGCCACCUUCCUUUCCGCGCUGCGCACUGCUCGCUCUAGGACCGUCGUGGUGCGCCCUCUCUCUCCCCCCCUCUCUCCUCCUCUUUCCUUUCUCCUCCACUCUCACCCACUCCCCUCCACUCUCCUUCACUCUCUUUUACUCUCCUCCACUCCCCUCUACUCACUGCCGCUCUUCUUCCCCUCCACUCCUUCCCCCGUUCUCCUCUUGCAACCACACAUCUUCUCUCGUCUCUGCUCUUCUCGCAAUUCUCCUUGUCAAACCCCUACCUUAUCCAUACUCUCCUUUUCUAUCUCGUUCGAUUCUCCUCACCAUGCGAUUGCCCUUGUCCCCAUCGUGUGUGCAUGGCAUCAGGUCCUAGUGCUGCUGUGCCCGGAUGUUACAGACGAUGCUCUUCACGAGGCAGCAGAGCAGUACCUGGAGAGCAACAGGGGUGAUGAAGACGCUAUUCCUGUGGGUGCUACUGCCACUGGAACGGACGGACCGGCUGCAGGGCAAGCUGUGAAGGAGGAAACAGUGGGAGCAGGAGUGGUGAAGACAGAAGGAGUUGCAGCAGAUUUACCAGCCGGAGCUGUGACUCCUGUAGGGGAUGCUGUGGUGAAAGAAGAGGCAGGGCCAGUGGGAAUGGGUGUGGAGGGAGGAAAGGCGGGAGGAACAGGGGAUGGUUCUGCUGCUGCUGUUGCGACAGUCAAUGCUACAGACGCAGCAGGUGCAGGAGAAGCAGCGGGAAUGACUGGUGUGGAGACAGCAGGGGAAGAGGCUGGGGCACCAGGAAUGAGCAGCAGCGGGGGCAGUGGCGCCAGUGCUGGUGGUGGGUACGGAGGAGGAGGAGGGGUUGCACAUACGCCUCCUGCCCCACGCUCCCGCCCUCCCAUGUCACCUGCUGCUGGUCCGAAAUCGGGCCCUAUGGCUGCUGUGUCUCCCCGCCUGCCAACAUCGCCCACGCCUGCUUCUGCAGGGUGGGCAGGGCGAGAGAGGCGGGAGGAGAGGCGGCGUCGGGGGCGCGGGUGGGAUGAUGGUAGCGAUAGGCACCCGGGCGGGGCUGGUGCUGCUGGGAGGGGCGUUGGUGUUGCUGGUGGGAGGUUGGGAGGAGGAGGAGGGGGAGGAGGAGGUAUGGAUGAUGAUGAUGAUUUGCCUGAGUUUGAGUUUGAACAGCCGGCACUGCCACAGCAGCAGCAGCAGCAGCAGCCGCAGCAGCAGCCGCAGCAGAGUGAGCCGUCCCUCCCACCUGGCUUCUAUUCCGGUAGUCCUGCUACUGCGCCUGCACCAGCUCAUGCUCCCAACGCCGCUGCUCCUCUCUCUGCCGCUGCUGCUCCGGCCUCUUCUGCAGGAGCCUCUGCAUCCCUCCCUCAUCCUGCUCCUGCGCUUACUCCUCCUAUGGUUGCACCUGAUGCUGCUGCAGCGGCCGCAGCAGUGGUUGCAGGCGGGUUGCCCAGUAAUCUGGCAUCCGCGCUUGCUGCUGUAGCUCCCGCUCUCGCGUCCCUUGCAGCUCUGACUUCCCAGCAGCAGCAACUGCAGCAGCAGCAGCAACAACGCCCUGUAGCAACUCAAGACCGCACAAGCUCAGUUGCUGCACCUCCCUUCACCUCUCCUCAGCCGUUCAUCCCACAACCAGGUACAUCCACUCCCGCUAUCCCACCUGCCGCUGCUGCCGCUCCUGCCUCUCUUCCUGGUGGAAGCAGCACUGCUGGUUUUGGCCCUGCACAGAUCCACCCACAGCAGCAGCAGCAGCAGCAGCAGCAGCGUCCGCUCCCUUCUAUGCCCGUCCUGUCGCGUCCAUCCCCCCUGCUGUGCCUGCUGGUGCGCCUAUCCCUGCCCAGGGCGGUAUGGUCCCAGGAACUGGGAUGGGGAUGGGAACAGGCAUCGGUGCAGGGGGAGGUGGGCCUGUAG